GCGCCGUCUUGGGAGCGAGCAACGAGGCCAGAAACCCUACACCCACGACUCCCCCCACCUUUAUAUAAACCGCUUUCACCUCUCCUUCCUAAUCUCUCUUUCCCCUCGCCCUUCCGAUCCUUUUGUUUAGGGUUUUGCUCUCUCUCACAUCUCCGUGGAGGUCGCGAUGAGCAACGACAAGCAACAAGACAACCUCAAUCUCUCCGAUCUCGGUUCCGCUCUCCCCACCACCACUCCCGCUCUGAGCGCGGAGGACCGGGCCGGCCUCGUUAAUGCUCUGAAGAACAAGCUCCAGAGCCUAGCAGGGAAGCACUCUGAUGUGCUGGAGACCCUCUCGCCGAAGGUCAGGAAGCGCGUUGAGGUGCUGAGGGAGAUCCAGAGCCAACAUGAUGAACUUGAGGCAAAAUUUUUUGAGGAAAGAGCUGCGCUUGAGGCUAAAUACCAGAAACUUUAUGGCCCACUUUACAGCAAGAGAUAUGAGAUCGUGAAUGGUUUGGUUGAAGUUGAAGGUGUUACAAAUGAACCUGCGGAGGAAAACCAAACAGAAGAUAAAACUACUGAAGAAAAAGGUGUACCAAAUUUUUGGCUGAACGCUAUGAAAACAAAUGAAGUGCUGGCCGAGGAGAUUCAAGAGCGUGAUGAGGGAGCUCUGAAGUAUCUUAAGGAUAUCAAGUGGUGCAGAAUAGACAAUCCCAAGGGUUUCAAGCUUGAGUUUUUCUUUAAUCCUAACCCUUAUUUCAAGAAUGCCAUCCUGACAAAAACAUAUCAUAUGAUUGAUGAUGAAGAACCGAUCCUAGAGAAAGCAAUAGGGACUGAAAUUGAAUGGUUGCCAGGAAAGUGCUUGACUCAGAAGCUUCUGAAAAAGAAGCCAAAGAAGGGCUCAAAGAAUGCCAAGCCCAUUACCAAAACUGAAGAAUGUGAAAGUUUUUUCAACUUCUUUAAUCCACCUCAAGUCCCUGAUGAUGAUGAGGAUAUCGAUGAAGACGUUGCUGAGCAGCUACAGAGUCAAAUGGAGCAAGAUUAUGAUAUUGGGUCCACUAUUAGAGACAAGAUUAUUCCUCAUGCUGUUUCAUGGUUUACCGGGGAGGCUGUUCAGGAGGAUGAUUUUGAGGACUUAGAAGAGGAUGAUGAAGAUGAAGAUGGGGAGGAUGAUGAGGACGAAGAAGAGGAUGAUGAUGAUGAUGAUGAUGAGGAUGAUGAGGAAGAGGAAGAGGAAGGAAAGACAAGGAAGAAGACAGCUGCAACAAAGAAGAAGAGUGGAGGAGAUGGUCAACAGGUGGACCGGCCAGCGGAGUGCAAGCAGCAGUAAAACUUUUCUGGAAUGAAGUAUUUUCUGGACUUUUUUAGAGUGCAGGUUGGAGGAUCUGUUUCCAGGUGUUGGCUAAGUCAAGUCAUUUGUUCUCAUUCCCUUCUAUCGUUUUAUGUGGAAAAGAUGAGAACGGGAGGUCGGGGAACUGAAGUUUUGGUGUCUUCAACAUUAAUACCGCUACCUUUAGUUUAUUCUUUUUUAGUUUCCUUCUAUAUGGGUGUGUGAGAUGGUUGUUUAGAUUAUUUGUAGGCCUUUUUGGUUGGGGAAGAUUUUUUACUGCCUUUCUAGUGUGUACGCGGAUGAACCAUUAAUUGUUAUAUUUAUAUAUAAUGAUUAUUGUGCCUUUCUGAUUU
Messenger RNA from Elaeis guineensis (African oil palm), 1662 nucleotides. RefSeq names its product nucleosome assembly protein 1;2. Gene Ontology annotation, biological process: nucleosome assembly. The record is from RefSeq and is a predicted model, not a curated record. Gene Ontology annotation, cellular component: nucleus. NCBI's taxonomy places the organism in Eukaryota, Viridiplantae, Streptophyta, Magnoliopsida, Arecales, Arecaceae.